AUGGGAAUCAGAUUCAUAUUGAUGGUGAACAAGCAAGGGCAGACCCGUCUUGCCCAAUACUAUGAAUACCUCACUCUCGAAGAAAGACGAGCCCUUGAAGGCGAAAUCGUCCGCAAAUGCCUCGCUCGUAACGAACAACAGUGUUCAUUUGUCGAGCAUCGGAACUACAAAAUUGUAUACAGGCGAUAUGCUUCAUUGUUCUUUUUGGUUGGAGUUGACAAUGAAGAAAAUGAGCUUGCAAUUUUGGAAUUCAUACAUCUGGUAGUUGAAACAAUGGACCGCCAUUUUGGCAACGUUGUAAGUACAUUCCCAUCUUGUGAGCUGGACAUCAUGUUCCAUCUGGAGAAAGCACACUUUAUGCUGGAGGAAAUGGUCAUGAAUGGGUGCAUUGUUGAGACAAGCAAGUCUAACAUUCUGACUCCGAUACAACUGUUGGACAAAGCAUCUUAGGGAGUGAUUCAACAUUUGCAUUCGACAGUGUUCUCAAUGCAUCCAGAAGAAAUUGGCGUCAUUGUUAGUUCUGUUGUGGUAGAGACAUUGUUUCAACACAAACCUGAAAUAUUAUCAAAGCAAAGACGAUUUGCAGUAAUGCUGGUAUUGCAGUGGAUCUAACUUCUCUGAGUACCUGUUCAAUUCUCUCGCCAGGUUGAAGAGUCUUGUCCUUUUGGAAUCUUGAACCUUAUUGAGGUGAGUUCUAGCAACAAGUAUAAAUAGGAUUUGUACUGCUUUGCAGUGGCUUUUUUGUGUUCUUUUUAAUCUUCCUCGGUCACUUUCUCUAACGAAGGCCUUAAAACUAACCAAAGCUACUCUGUGCUCGUUUAGAAACUCGUUCAAAAGUGAGUCAUUAGAUAGACAAAUCAAACUCUAAUAUAUUGUAAUCUUGGUGAAUUUAUGAACUUGGCUCAAUAAACAAGUGGUAUGCUAUGUACAAAAUUGAGCUAUUUGUGCCUGGCUCGAUUA
Molecule: messenger RNA, 960 nt
Organism: Ilex paraguariensis (yerba mate)
Lineage: Eukaryota; Viridiplantae; Streptophyta; Magnoliopsida; Aquifoliales; Aquifoliaceae
Source: the annotation of a GenBank genome assembly